Saccharomyces mikatae IFO 1815 is the source of this 564-nucleotide messenger RNA. RefSeq names its product Pth4p (gene PTH4). The transcript has a single exon. The coding region runs from base 1 to 564 and encodes 187 amino acids. NCBI's taxonomy places the organism in Eukaryota, Fungi, Ascomycota, Saccharomycetes, Saccharomycetales, Saccharomycetaceae. Gene Ontology annotation, cellular component: mitochondrial large ribosomal subunit. Gene Ontology annotation, molecular function: translation release factor activity. Gene Ontology annotation, biological process: mitochondrial translational termination. The record is from RefSeq and is a predicted model, not a curated record.
AUGUUCGCACUACAACUAACGCGACAUUGUAAGCAACAACUCCUUAUUGAAAACGCAGUGCGCUUGAUUAGUAAUGAAAAAAUCUGGAAGAAACCUGAACUCGUUCGAGCUAGAAGCUGGGUGGAAACACUUGAUGUAGUGGACUUACCCUUGAAACAAUUCCUUUUGCGUUACGAUCGCGCUAGCGGUCCAGGAGGCCAACAUGUUAAUAAGGUGAAUACUAAAUGUACUCUAACACUUCCUGGGCUAUCAAAUUGUGCUUGGAUCCCCCAAGAAGUGAGAACCAUCUUAUGUAGCGGUAAAUUCCGGUACUACGCUAAAAGUAGCGAUUCGGUAGUAAUACAAUCUGAUGAAACUAGAUCAAAGGAAGUUAAUAAACUGAAGUGCUUUGAGAAGUUGAUUCAAGCAAUCAAGCAAACCUGUCAAUUUCCUAGUGAUACCACUACCGAGACGGCAAAAAAAUGGGCUAAGAUUCGAGUGAAAUCUAAUAAAGAGCGACUUCUUAAUAAGAAAGUUCAUGGGGAUAAAAAGAAGAAUAGAAGUAAAAUUACAUUUAGUUACUAA